ACGUGAUGCGUCUCAGUUGUGGAACCCGGACACAUUCAUAGCGGCUGAAUACAGUCAGGAGGUGUUUGUUGAACCGCAUCUGGAAAUUCUGUUGAGCGCCCCAAAUUAUAACCGAUAUCGUCGUCAAGCUCCUCGAAUCAUGGCGAAUGAAUCCAUAGUCCAGUCUAUACAGUCCGACUCACCCGCGGUACCCGCACCGGAUGUUCUCGUCUACGGGCGUCAACUGAUCAAAGAUCAAGACUAUAAAAUAAUUGCUGUUGCCAAAAGCUAUGGAACGAAAAACAUCGGCAAUCCCUCCCCUCUCCCCCCGCCCUCGAGACAUGACUUGCGGUUUGACAGUUUGAUCGAGGCGAACGAGACCGGAGCCAAACAGGACAGUUGUGCUGGGGUCACGGAACCUAAAGCACGUCCCCGAGUGAAUCAGCCAGUUGGUGGUGGAACCGGCGGCACAAGUGGGACGGACAUGUUCACCGUGUCGUUGAUCGCGGUGAUUGUCGGUCUGGGUAUUAUUGCCAUCGUGUGCAUCGCGGUCGGCUGUGUGAUGAGGUAA
Messenger RNA from Echinostoma caproni, 550 nucleotides. Lineage: Eukaryota; Metazoa; Platyhelminthes; Trematoda; Plagiorchiida; Echinostomatidae. The record is from the annotation of a GenBank genome assembly.